CACUCGAGAGAGGAAUUACAGGUGCCAGUGAUGUCGGCAGGCACGCGUGCAGAGGUGUUGUCUCUGUACCGGAGAGUUCUGCGGAUUGCGCGUGGUUGGCAGGCUCACUCCAUGCUGCCUCAUGACACCCAGACAGAGAAACAUUACAUCACACAGGAGGCUCGUACGCUCUUCAGACAGAACCAACAGAUUACAGAUGAACAGUCCAUCAGGAAAUGUAUUGAGGAAUGUGAAGCCAGGAUAGAUAUUGGGCUGCAUUAUAGAAACCCAUAUCCAAGACCAAUUCAUCUUCCUCCGAUGGGCCUGGCCACUCAGAAGGGCAGGAAGUUACGAACUCAGCAGAGACUCAGGAAACAGGCUAAACCCAUUUACCUUCAAUCCCACGACGAGACAUAACACAGCACUGUCAGAACUACACACACAACUACAACACAGCACUGUCAGAACUACACACACAACUAC
Chanos chanos (milkfish) is the source of this 462-nucleotide messenger RNA. It is a transcript of the gene lyrm1, whose product is annotated as LYR motif containing 1. Bases 31 to 396 code for a protein of 121 amino acids. The record is from RefSeq and is a predicted model, not a curated record. Gene Ontology annotation, cellular component: mitochondrion. The transcript has 5 exons. NCBI's taxonomy places the organism in Eukaryota, Metazoa, Chordata, Actinopteri, Gonorynchiformes, Chanidae.